UAUUAAUAUAUUAUAAUUUAUUAUUAUAAGAAAUUUUAUUAAAAAUUGAACAUUACAAAAUCGCAAAAAAACGUCAUUUUGAUGUCAAAAUGACGACAAAUGUUAGCUAUUUGGAAAAAUUAUUGCUACAUCAAAAUUUAAUUUUGACAAGGUGAUUUAUUAUAAUUAUGUAAUAUAACGUCGUUUAUUAGUAUAGAAGUUAUAUUACAACUUUUAUAAAUCCUACGGAUGUCUAAUUAUUUACAUUAUUUGCGUCAGCAUCAAAAUAGAUUGAAAUCUAUUUAUUUACCAGUAUUUUAUUAGCAUAGAAGUUGUAAUGCAACUUCUAUACUAAUCAUUUGCAUCAGCAUUCCCGGGUAUAUUCAAAUGUAUAAUUCAACAGAAUAUAUACAGAAGACGGAUAGUCAAACUUGUUUAUCCAAUAAAUUAUUUUAUCAGUAUUUUAUUAGUAUUAAAAGUUGUAAUAAAACUUCCCAUAUUAAUAAAAUACUGAUAAAUUAAUUGAUAGAUUUUUAUUUAUUUUGUUGCGGAUUUUAACGCUGACGCAAAUAAAGAAUGUAGAAUGGCUUCGUAAAAUUUCCGUCUCGCUCUUCGUUUCGAUGGCGAACCGGGUACGAGAAUCACGGGAUACGACUUAGGACCUCGAGGAAGCGUUCAUAAAGUAUUGCGUUAAACAUCCGUAGGAUUUACAUAAGUAACUGCAUCCUUCAUAAAACUAAACUCGCCUAUGUGCAGUAAUGAAUAGUUUCUCUUAGUGACAGUAUUUCGCGGUAUUUCACAUCGGCGUUAAAUUAAGCAAUGCAUUUUGCAUGUCCGCUUUCAUUGCCUACGCUUCCAGAAAAGUUCCGUGAACAAAUGACGAGAUGUUUGCACUUAACGACGAUGUUUCGUAGUACAAUCCGUUCAGCGGUAGUCCGUUUCCCGUGAUCGGGCAAAAUUAAAAUCAAAAUCACGUCAAUUCGUCAACGGGAUUGAUUAAUUCGAAACAUGGAUUAAUUAGAAACAAUCAACCGAGAAAUCGCAAUGACGUGACCGAAUGGAUUAUGGAGCUUCCGUUGUCAUCAUUAAACAUUCUCUACAGUGAUCUCCGUUUUGUUAUUGUUGAUUCAUUCAUUGAAUAUCCAAAAUCUUUAAGUUGUAUGGACUGCACCAUCAACGUGGCUAAUCUAAAAUUGCAAAACUGAGAAAUUCAAAAUUUCCAGAAAGAAAAACGAGUAUAUAUACAGAUUUAAGCGAUAAGAAUUAUUGAUACCAUGAUGAUUCAAAUAAUGAUGAAGGUGAUAAUAAAGUACGGUUUAUUUCUUCUCCGUUGUUUGCUCGGGCCGUUCUUCAAACUGCGAGGUUUGAAGAAGAGACGGCGAUGCCCGCCGAUCGAGGAUCGAAUUUUGCUACUGUCGGCGACGGAAAUUGCGCAGAAAAUCCGUAAAAGAGAAAUCAGCUCCGAGGAAGUGAUCGUCGCGUACGUGAAGCGAUGCAGACAAGUGAAUCCGUCGAUCAACGCUAUCGUAGAGGAUCGUUUCGACGCGGCGAUUCAAGAGGCACGUGAAAUCGAUAGUUUCCUGCAGUCGACGACCAAAGACGAGGCGAAAAUCGCGAGCGAAAGACCGCUACUCGGGCUGCCUGUCACGGUUAAGGAAAGUAUUGCUGUUCAAGGGAUGAGUUAUUCUGUGGGAGUGAAAGAUACUCCUUCGAGGGCGACAGAAGACGCCGACGUUGUGGCGAGGAUCCGCGAGGCCGGUGGGAUUCCUCUUCUCGUCAGCAAUACUCCGGAGCUAUGCAUGUGGUGGCACACAUUCAACAAAGUGACUGGCACGACCAGGAAUCCUUAUGACACACGGAGGACCGCCGGCGGCUCUUCCGGUGGCGAGGCGGCUCUUGUCAGCGCUGGCGCCUCGCUUCUGAGCCUGGUUUCCGAUAUCGGUGGAUCGGCCAGGCUACCGGCGUUGUUUUGCGGCGUUUUUGGCCAUAAACCCACACCAAAUUGGAUAUCAGUAGAAGGUCACAAACCAAGCUCAAAUGAUGUAAAUUGGCCUUCAUUUUUCGCGAUCGGUUCAAUGGUCAGAUACGCCUCGGAUCUGCCUCUGUUAUUAUCAGUGAUGUCACAAUUGGAUGAAGCCAAGAUAACCUAUAACAAAAAGGUAUCUCUAAAGGACAUAAAGUUUUUCUAUAUGGAUAAUUGCGGUCCGUAUCCUAGUUCCAUGACAGCUGAUGUAAAAGACGCAAUUUAUAAGCUGAUAAGACACUUGGAUGCAAUAGACGGUAUUAAAGUGCAAAAAGCAAACGUGGAAGAUAUGAAACGAUCUUUUGAAUUAAGCAUGAUCAUUCUUCUCAGGAUCAAAGACGUAUAUUCGGUUUUUAAUCGAUGGGAUGAUCCUAAGAAAUCGAAGAAUGUGUUGAAGGAAACACUGAAAUUUUUUUCCUUUAUGUCGCUGCACACCUUUCCAAUGAUUGCUUACGGGAUAAUCAACAACAUUGGCAAAAAAAUGCCAGUCUCUAGGUACAAUGAAAUGAUGGAGAUAAGGACCCGAUUGAGAAAGCAAUUUGAGGAGCUGCUGGGUGAUAACGGCGUAUUAAUUUGUCCAUCCUUUGUGUCAUCGGCGUAUUAUCCUUUAGAGAGUUUCUACAACAUAAACAAUUACACAUACAUGAUGAUCUUCAACGUGCUGGGAUUUCCGGUCACGCAGUGUCCACUUGGCUUCGACAAAAAUCAAAUGCCGAUUGGGCUUCAGAUCGUCGCGAAUCCGGGCUGCGAUCAUUUGACGAUUGCUGUUGCGCAAGAAAUCGAAAGGACGUUCGGCGGCUGGCAAGAAUCACAAGUCAGAAGAGUUGUGUGACGUAGCGGCACAAUUUCGAUGAUACAGACGUCGAACUCGUCUGCAAUUGAAGUCGAGAAUCUAGCAUAAUUUUUAAAAGAUAGAAAUUAAAUUUAUAUAUCGUGUCGAAAUUUACAAGAGAUCAAGUUCAAUUAAGAUUUAUAACAACGAAAGAACCUUGAGUUUGUGUGUAUUAUCAGUUUCAACUGCGUUUUUGCCCAAUAGCACGAAUUUGAAACUGGUAUUAAUUUCAAACAAACUUUCGAAUAAUUUUCGAAUAUUUGUAAAUUUUACCUAACAUGACACGAUAGACUUUUCGAAGGACUUUAAUGGAAAUUUGUUACCUCGCUACCGAUUUAAUGCAUAUAUUUUCGUACGAAU
This is a messenger RNA of Wasmannia auropunctata (little fire ant), 3194 nucleotides long. Its product is annotated as fatty-acid amide hydrolase 2. NCBI's taxonomy places the organism in Eukaryota, Metazoa, Arthropoda, Insecta, Hymenoptera, Formicidae. The record is from RefSeq and is a predicted model, not a curated record. The coding region runs from base 1254 to 2834 and encodes 526 amino acids. The transcript has 13 exons.